AUGCCUUCUCCUGCGGCAGGCAGAACCUCAAAUGUCCCAGAGACACCCACAAAGACCGGCAAGAACCCCGCUUCAUCAUCUACUUCCAAGCUUACUGGUGAAGGCACUCCUGGUCGGAAACCGCCCAAACUAGGCACCUCGAAGGCAACACCAAAGAAAUUGUCGGAGUCAGAAUCUCCUAAACCCAAGCCCACCGAGGACGUCACCAAACCCCUGGAAGAAAAGGGCGAGGAUGUCAAGGAGGAAGCCCAAGAAGGAAUCAGCAUGAAAGACACGGAAGAGCCUGGCGGUAAGAUCAGCCAACCCGGCGACGACACUGGCGCCGAAACCAGCGAGCUCUCCGAAGCCAACCCCGAGCCCAUCCCUGAAGACGAUGACGACGAGGAGGGCGAGGAAGAAGGAGAAACAGUCCGCGGCGGCAGAGAUGCUGCUAAAGACGAGGGCACCGAGGGAGAGGAGGAGGAGGAAAUCGCGGAAGAAGGUGAUGCCGCCGAGGAGGCCGAGGACGAGGCCGAAGGCAAAGGAAAGGGUGCUCUUGGUGGACUCGGAAAGGCCACCAGCGGUGUGGUCGGCGCCGGCAAGAAAGUCGCUGGCCGCGUUGGUGGUGCCAAAGACACUGCUACUGGCGCCGUCGGCAAGGCCUCCCAAGGCGACGUACAAGGUGCCGCAGAAGGUACGGCUGCCGACGUCAAGGAUACGGCCGAAGAUACUGCUGGGGACGUCAAAGAUACAGCUGAAGACACGGCGGAGGACGUAAAGGAGACAGCCGAGGAUGUCCCGAAGGAUACUGGAGACGUGCCCGAUGUCAAAGAGACCACAAAUGGCGUCAAAGGCCACGCCGAGAAGGUGGCUGACGAUGUCGAGGAGACCGCAGAAGAAGGAGUCGAAGGUGCAACCGAGGGGCUGCCUGUCGACUUGUCCAUCCUGAAGGGUCUCAAGGUCAGCGAAAACGGAGACAUCAAAGACAAGGCUGGCAACGUGGUCGGCAAGCUCGACGAGGGUGAUCCCGCCGAUCUCGAGGGAUAUGAAAUUGGCGAUGACGGUGAAAUUCUCGAUGAAGAUGGUGACGUCGUCGGUCGUGCUAGCGUCAUCCCAGAGAAAGCUCAAGAGCUCGCUGGCGAGGCCACGGAAGGAGCCGACGUUGAGGGCGCAGUCAAUGGCGUCCACGAAACUGCAGAGGGCGCCCAGGAUCAGGCAGAAGAGGCGGUCAACGGUGUCAAGGAUACUGCAGAAGAAGCUGUGGAGACGUAUCUUCCUGACCUGAACGUCCUCGAUGGCCUGGAGGUCCAAGAGAAUGGAGACAUUCUGGACAAAGACGGCAAUGUCCUUGGCAGAAUCACUGAGGGCGAUCCCGCAGACCUGGUCGGCAUGACAGUAAAUGCUGACGGCGAAAUUCUGGACGAGGACGGUGACGCGGUGGGUCGUGCAGAGACUCUUCCCCAGCCAGUCAAGCAAGCCGUUGAAGAAGUUGCGGGCGAACUCCCUGGUCUCGAAGCACUUGAAGGUCUAGAGGUACAAGAAGAUGGCGCGAUCAAGGAUCAAGCUGGCAAAACCUUGGGCAAGAUCACCGAAGGUGACCCAGCAGACUUGAUUGGGAGAACUCUCAAUGCUGAAGGUGAAGUCUUGGAUGAAGACGGCGACGUAAUUGGCCGUGCAGAAAUCGUGCCCGAAGCCGCCGAAGCCCUGCAAGACAAGGUGGACGGCGUUCAGGAGGAAGCCAAACCAGAAUUUGUCCAAGAGGCAUUCGAAAAGGUGGAAGGCCUUCAGGAUCAACUGAAACCCAAUCUCACGAUCGUCGAAGGCCGCAAACUCAACAAGAAGGGCACUAUCCUCGAUGACGAAGGAGAGGUCCUGGCCAAACUCGUGGAAGGCGAUACAAAGGCUUGCGCCGGUAAAGUUCCCAACGAGAAUGGCGAGAUCCUCGAUAAAGACGGUAAUGUCAUUGGUCGUGUUGAGGUUGUCUUGGGCGAGGCUGCUGAAGAAGCCAUGAAAGAACUCCACCCCGAAUUAGUUGAACAGCUCGAGGAAGCGCAGCAAGCCGCAGAAGAGGCCGAGAAGCAGGCCGAGGAAGCUGGCGACCAGGCCGAUGUUGCUGGCAAAGCCGCAGAUGUCGCUGAAGGAGCGGCUGAUGAAGCCAAAGAGGCGGCUGAGACAAUCACCAAGCCAGACUUCGCUCAACUCGAGGGCCUCAAGGUCAACAAGAAAGGUCAAGUUGUCAACGAAGACGGUGAUCCCAUUGCCAAAUUGGCCGAAGGAUUUGACCUUGAUGCUGUCCGUGGCAAGAAGAUCAACGAGAACGGCGAAAUUCUGGAUAAGGAUGGAAAAGUCAUCGGCAGAGUUGAGUUCAUCCCUGAGGCUGUCGAAGAGGGCAUCGUCGAGACUAUCGAAGAAGCUGCUCCUGAAGUACCCGAAACUUCGAUUCUCGAAGGCCUCAAGGUCAACAAGAAGGGUCUAGUACUCAACGAGGACGGUGACGAGAUCGCGAAACUCGUUGAAGGUGAUCUUGCCGCCGUUGCUGGCAAGAAGCUAAACGACAAGGGUGAGGUUCUCGACAAGGACGGCAAUGUCAUUGGCAAAGUUGAGAUGAUUCCUCAAGAAGUUGAGGAGGAAGUUGAAGAGGCUGCCGAGGAGAUUGACGAUGGUCUGCCUCCUCUAUCCAUCCUUGAAGGUCUUAAGGUCAACAAGUCUGGCAAGAUUGUCGACAACAACGGCAAUAUUGUCGGCGAAUUGGUUGAAGGUGAUGCCAAGAAACUCUGGAAGGCUGGUACAGCCUGCGACGACCAAGGACAAUUCUGGGACAACAAAGGCCACGUCAUUGGCCGUGCAAAGACCUUACCUCAGGAGGACAAGGAAGAGGAAGCCGAGUUUGCAGGUCUUGAAGGCCUCACUGUUGUGGCUGACGGUUGGGUCGAAGAUGAGAACGGCAACAGAGUAGGCCGCAUCGUCGAAGGAGACCCGAAGAAGCUUGUCGGUCGUGCUGUUGAUGAAGACGGUGACAUUAUCGACAAACGAGGAAACGUUGUCGGACACGCUGAGAGAUACGAGGAGCCUGAGCCAGAACCAGAACCAGAAGAAGAGAAGAUCGAUCUCUCCGAACUGAAGGGCCUGACAUGCAACAAGCAAGGUAAUGUCAUCGGACCUGAUGGUGUCCCUAUUGGUCGCCUGGUUGAAGGCAACCCCAAGGAACUUGCAGGCCGCAGGAUCGACGAGAAUGGCCAGAUCUGGAAUGAUCAAGGUCACGUUGUCGGCCGCUGCGAGCUCAUUCCACCCAACGAGCGUGAAGCCAAGCCUGAAGGACCUUUUGCUGGCCUCGAGGGACUCGUUGUUGUCAAGGACGGCUUCGUCGAGGAUCACGAAGGCAACAUUGUCGGCCAGGUGGUCGAAGGAGAUUGGAAGAAGCUCCUUGGUCGCGGGGUCGACGAAGACGGUGACAUCAUUGACAAGUAUGGAAAUGUCAAGGGCCACGUCGAGCCAUAUGAGGUCCCCGAAGAGGAAGUCGUCGAGGAAGACCUCUCCAGUCUCGCCGGGAAGACUGUCAACAAACAAGGCAAGGUUGUGGACGAACAUGGAACGAUCUUCGGUGAAGUUACCGAGGGUGAUGUCAAGCGUCUUGUCGGAUGCAAGGUGGACGGAAAAGGUCAAAUCUGGUCCAACGAUGGCAGAGUCAUCGGUCGCGCAAGACUCAUUGCGGGCGGUGAUGACGGUCGUGCUGAAGGACCCUUCUCCAACUUCGAGUCCACGACUGUCGACAAGGAUGGUUUGGUCAAGGACGCCAGCGGAGAAAUCAUCGGUCGUGUCACCGAAGGUGACAUCAAGAAAUUGGUUGGUCGCAAGGUGGAUGACGACGGAGACAUCACCGACAAGAACGGCAACGUCAUUGGCCACGCUGAACGAUGGGAACCAGAGCAGAAGGAGCGAGAAGUCUCGCCCAUGUCUGGCCUACGCGUGAACAAGGAGGGUGAAGUUCGUGACCGCAACGGAGAUGUCAUCGGAAGAUUGACAGAUGGCAAUUUGCUGGCUUGCAUUGGCAAGGAGGUCAACGACAACGGCUAUGUCGUCGAUCAAGACGGCAACAAGAUCGGAGAGUGCACCUUGCUCGAGAACAUCCCGGACGAGGAAGAAGUUGAGGAGGGACCAACGCCCGAGCAAAUGAAAGAGGAAGAGGAGCGUGAGGUUGCAAAGAAGAUCUCCAACAUCAUCAACCAGACGCUGGAGAAGAUGGAGCCUAUCUGCAAGCAGAUCACAGAGCUUGUCGAGAGAGCAGACCGUACACCCAAGGAGGAGCUCGACGAAGAAAAACUCGUGCAAGAUGUCAAGCCUCUUAUCGAAGAAGGUUCCCGCAUCCUCGGCGAAUGUAACGGUGCAAUCCGUGGUCUGGAUCCUGACGGCCACAUUGCAGCCAACGCCAAAGCAAAGGCUGCCAGCGGCGAAGCUUCUCCUGAAGAGUACCGCGUCGCUGAAGGAUUGAAGGAACUUACGACCCAGGUUGUCAAGACCAUCGACAACGCCAAGAAGAAAAUUGCGGACAUGCCGCAUGCAAAGAAGAAGCUGAACCCACUUUGGGCACUGUUGACCGAGCCUUUGUUCCAGAUCAUCGCCGCCGUCGGUUUGCUGCUGAGCGGCGUGCUCGGGCUGGUGGGCAAAUUGCUGAACGGCUUGGGUCUGGGCGGCUUGGUGAGUGGUCUUUUGGGCGGCUUGGGUGUUGACAAAUUGCUGGGAGGUCUGGGUCUGGGAAGCCUAGCGGAAGCUAUGGGGCUUGGUGGUGGAAAGAAGAAGAAAUAG
Molecule: messenger RNA, 4782 nt
Organism: Cladophialophora immunda
Lineage: Eukaryota; Fungi; Ascomycota; Eurotiomycetes; Chaetothyriales; Herpotrichiellaceae
Exons: 2
Coding region: 1-4782 (1593 amino acids)
Source: RefSeq, a predicted model, not a curated record